CACUCAUCGACAUCAUUCACUCAUCCUCACGAAGUGCUUCAAGUUCAAAUAAUGGAAAUAUUCAAUCGCAUACCGGCGAUUUCAGAAGACGCGCUCCAAUACACGAUUUAUCCGCCGUCAGAACUCGCAGACUAUACCUCUGCCACUACUCUUGCUGCCUCUAUCCAAACAUACACAGAAAGCCUUCUUCCAUCCAACUUUCUAUGGCAUCGCGACGUCUUCGAAGUAAAAGUCGUGUCUGAUCCUGAUGCAGAGACCAAAACGUACAUUCUCGAGGGUCGUAUGAGAGUUGGAGAUUGUGUAGACGAUGAAUGGUGUACUGUGUGGUUGUUGAAGGAGAUUAGCGCGAGGUGGAAUGUCGCAAUCAGUGUGUCCGAUUCGGAUGGGGAUUUUCUCCUCAUUGAAGCAGCAGAGGUUCUGCCCAGAUGGGUAAAGCCGACGAACUCUGAAAAUAGGGUCUGGAUUUACAGCUUUCGCCUUCAUCUCAUUGAUAUCUCACACGUCUCCCCACCGUCGAGAAAACCCCGGCGGAGACAUGAAAACUCAGGUAGGAACGACGAGGAAGACGAGUAUAUGGCAGAGGAACUGGAAGAUUACAUCGCGACUGAAGAUGCGUUAAAGUUGAUCAGAGAUCCAGAUAUCGACACUUUUGCUCCUUCUGUAGUGGAACGAAGUAUAUGGAAUCGGAUUUCCGAGUAUCCUGCUGCUGCGCGACAGCAUGUACACGUUACAAAGGCAUACAUACCUUUGGAUGUUGCUAAAGCUUUGUCUGUCAACCAAUCUCUCGUUCAAAAAGCUGUCGAAGCAUUCUACACUCGAGACGGAGUUCAAAUACGCGCUGCUCAUCGCAUGUCGCGUUUUCCACCUCAUACCUUUGUACUCGCAUCUGUCAAUAUGACUAGGACCGCAUAUGCUCAAUUAGUGGGGCAAAAAUUUUAUCCUCCCAAAAUAUUUGGUCGGUGGAAUGAAAGGGAAGAUACCCGAGAAUGGAAAUGGCGGGACGUUGGUAUGAAAAUAGCAGUCGGUUUUGAAAUACUUUACCAAGAAAAUAAAGGACGUAGUGAAAUCAACACUUCAGCUGAGGGGCUCCGUGCAGCUGACGAAGCAAGGAAAGACGCCUUACAACAGAAUCCUGAAUACAAUAAUUAUAUUGAUAACCUAUCGACUACUGGCUACUUUAAAGGAGAAAUGCAAGGUUCACAGCUCUGGAAUCAAUUAGAAACCAAAGCAGCGCAGAUUUUUGUGAGUAGUAGAAAAGAGGACUCCUCAGCUCGCCCAUCUUUCACGAAUUUGGUCAAUUCGGCAAUCUCUCAAGCUUCGGACGACUUCACACCUCCGAACGUGGAUGAAGAUCCCGAUGAUUGGCUAAAUAUUGACUCUCAAAAUUUUGAAGACAUGCUACAGCGGGCAUCUGGGGCCAGCGAUGAAACCAAGCCAUCUGACGCGAUGGACGUCGAUCAAAAGUUUAUGGAACGUACGACGACGACUCAAACUUCUCAAGUACGCAAUCUGGCUUCUAAGGUUGAAGAAUUUAUCGAAGGAGAGGGUGAUGUGGAAGGUGCAAUGUUUGCCGAUGAAAUAUUCUCCGACGAGGAUGAUGAGGAUUCAGAUAACGAGGAAGUCGUCCGAGAUGACCCUGAAGCACGUCAGUCUGCCAUGGAUAAUCUCGUUCCCAAGCUCGACCCUUCGGAAUACGGGAAAAUGCCGGCUUCGUUCCACAGCAAUUCCCAGAGAAUUGGACCAUCAAGUGUCGAAAAAGACACUGUCAAAAACGACUUGAAGGAAUCACAGAGUAGCCCAGGAACCAAUCGGCUAACCAGAGAGCCUAUUCUCUCGAGGAACACGUAUGAUGGUGUGGAUUCCGAUGACGAGACAGAUGAAGAGGACGCAGAUGAAGACUCGGAAUCUGAAGAAGAUAAGCCCCAAAUAGUUGGUGACAUCGAAGUUGACAUGGGAGAGGAGGAGGACGAAUUUUUGGAGUUUUCACGGCAAGCUCUGGGAAUAUCAGAUACUCAAUGGAAGGAGAUUCUGGAAGAAAGAAAAACCCGUGGAGCAUUUGUUCCCAAUAUCGUCUCUCCGUCAUUCAAAUUGCCCACAGUCGAAAAACCCCCAGCUCAUAAAAGUGCAGAUGGUGCUCCUGGUUCUGGUCCGAACCCUGAUCUUGAUUCAUUCGAAGCUGUUAUGAAGGCCAUGGAAGAUGAACUGCAGCGUUCAGGCUCUUCAUUAUCAUCCAAGUCUCCCUCAAAAAAGUCCUCAAACACCCAAGCUCCAGGAAAGGGGAAAAGCAACGAUAAAGGAAAGGGCAAAGCAGUGACAUUUGCAAAUGAUAGCAGCGACGAAGACGUGGACAUCGAAGCCGCGAUGGAAGCUGAAUUGAAAGCUACUCUGGAACGAGGAGAUGAUGUGGAUGAGGAUGGCUUGGGGACUACUGAUAUAGACUACAACCUCAUCAAAAACUUUUUAGAGAGUCUAAAGAGUCAAGGAGGGCUGUCGGGUCCAGUCGGUAAUCUUGCUGGUCGACUACAACCUGGUUGGCAUUUACCCAAGGACGUAUGAGGCGCAUAUGUAUAUGCCUGAACACAGUGGCCAAUCGUACAAUAAAUUACAUAUGUAUCAUAAUAUAUGUACACACC
Lentinula edodes (shiitake mushroom) is the source of this 2633-nucleotide messenger RNA. RefSeq names its product SGT1 protein-domain-containing protein. Bases 52 to 2556 code for a protein of 834 amino acids. Gene Ontology annotation, cellular component: nucleus. The record is from RefSeq and is a predicted model, not a curated record. The transcript is spliced from 10 exons. Lineage: Eukaryota; Fungi; Basidiomycota; Agaricomycetes; Agaricales; Omphalotaceae.